Larimichthys crocea (large yellow croaker) is the source of this 4355-nucleotide messenger RNA. RefSeq names its product eph receptor B6 (gene ephb6). The record is from RefSeq and is a predicted model, not a curated record. Gene Ontology annotation, molecular function: protein binding; ATP binding; transmembrane-ephrin receptor activity. Gene Ontology annotation, biological process: ephrin receptor signaling pathway; protein phosphorylation; axon guidance. The transcript has 19 exons. Gene Ontology annotation, cellular component: dendrite; plasma membrane. The coding region runs from base 28 to 3090 and encodes 1020 amino acids. Lineage: Eukaryota; Metazoa; Chordata; Actinopteri; Sciaenidae.
CACACACUCACUCUAUCUCCCUCUUUCAUGCUCUCUCCCUCCCUCUCUCUCUGUCAGUGUCAUUCUGUAGUGGAGAUGUGGAGUAUCUUUCUGUCUCUCUGUUUGUUUUUCCAGCCUAAUUCAGCUGAGGAAGUGAUGCUGCUGGACACAACAGAGUCUACCUCAGAGCUGGGCUGGACCACCUAUCCAGACACAGGGUGGGACGAGGUCAGUGUCCUAGACGACCGGGGUAAACUCAUACGAACCUUCGAGGUCUGCAAUGUCAACCAAAAUCCCCGUCUGCAAGACAACUGGCUGGCUACGCCCUUCCUCUACCGCCACUCUGCUCCAAGGGUGUUUGUCACGUUGCGUUUCUCGGUGCGUGACUGUGCCAGCCUGCGUUCACCGUCACCCACCUGCCGAGAGACACUCACCCUGUUCUACAAGCAGGCUGACACCCAGAGAGAGCUCGAGAGAACCUGGGUAGCUGAGCCAUCCACCGGAGAGAAAGAAACCAGGGAGGGUUGGGUGAAGAUCGACACCAUCGCAGCUGAUAAGAGUUUCUCCAAAGUGGAGCCCAGUUCACCUCACCAGUAUCAACCCAACAGAUACAACCGAAUCAACAUCAAGACACGCAGCUUUGCACCUCUCACACGAAAUGGAUUUGUCCUGGCCAUCGUCGACAGUGGAGCCUGUGUUUCCCUCAUGGGUGUGUCUAUCUUCUACCGCCGCUGUCCGGCCACCAGUCUCUACUUGGCUUCCUACCCGGCGACUCCCUCAGGGGCAGAACCGACCGCCUUAGUUCCUGUGAGCGGGACAUGUGUCCCCCACAGUAAAGCACAAGGUGGCACGCCCCCUCGUAUGCACUGCAAUGCUGAAGGGGAGUGGAUGGUUCCUGUCGGAGGAUGUGUCUGCGAUGAAGGCUAUGAGCCCAACCUCAAUGGAUCUGCCUGCUUAGCUUGUCCGGUGGGUUACUUCAAGCCCAUCUCGGGGUCUGUUUCCUGCUCGGUGUGUCCUUCCAACAGCAGAACCAGCCAGGAGGGAUCUCGUGUGUGUGAAUGUCGCAGCGGCUUUUACCGGGCAGCCAAUGAUGGCAACUCCACUGCCUGCACAACUCCUCCAUCUGCUCCUGUCUCUCUGUCCUGGGAGUACGAGAGCGGGGACGGUGGGGUGUCCUUACGGUGGCGCCCUCCAGUGGACAUGGGAGGACGCAGUGAGGUGUGGUACGGGGUGGUGUGUCGCAUAUGCCCGUCAGCCACCGUCACCAACCAGGCGUUGUGCUCCUGGUGUGGGGAGGGUGUCACCUUCAGCCCCUCCCAGACAAGCCUGAAACAAACCAAGGUCACCCUCAACAAUCUGCUGACCAGAGUCACUUAUCUCAUACAGGUGCAAGCCAUGAAUGAGGUGUCAGCUUUGAGUCCUUUUCCAGCUCGAUACACAAGCAUCAAUUUCACUACGAGCCAGUCAGUUCCCAGUACAGUUCCCAUGAUGCACCAGUUGAGCCGAGCCCCAGACUCAAUCACUCUCUCGUGGCCUCAGCCGGACAGGCCUAACGGUGACAUCCUGGAGUAUCAGCUUCGCUACUAUGACAAGGGUUCAGAUGUGGACAGCGCAGCGAGCGUGUACAGCGAGACCAACACAGUGACCGUCAACUCUCUGAUUCCCGGCUCCAUCUACGCCUUCCAGAUCAGAGCUCGAAAUGAACGGGGCUACGGCCCUUACAGCAACACCAUCUACUUCACCACGCUGCCUCUGGAGGAACAUUCACAGCAGAUCCAGAAUCGACUUCCUCUGCUGGUCGGGUCAGUGAUGGGUGGAGCAGCGUUUCUCCUGGUGGUGGCAGCGAUUGUGGUUGUGGUGGUAUAUCGCAGUAAGAGGAGGGAGAGUCCGUACAGUGACAGACUCCAGAGGUACAUCAGUAACCGAGGUGGAGUUAAGUAUUAUGUGGACCCAUCCACUUAUGAGGACCCCAGUGAGGCUGUCAAAGAGUUUGCUCGUGAGAUAGAUCCCACUCAUGUCAAGAUUGAGGAGGUGAUUGGUGCAGCCCAGUUUGGGGAGGUGUCCCGGGGCCGUUACCGUCCGUUGGGUCGCAGGGAGGUGCUGGUAGCGGUGAAGACUCUACGCUGGGGUGCGUCUGACAGAGAGAGGGGGAUGUUCCUUAGUGAAGCAGGGGUCCUGGGGCAGUUUGAUCACCCCAAUGUAUUAAAGUUGGAGGGCGUGAUCACUCGUAAUCCACCCGAGAGGAUCAUCACUGAGUUUAUGGAGAAUGGGCCUCUGGACGCCUUCCUCAGGGAGAACGAAGGCCAGUUCAGCGUCCUCCAGCUUGUUGGGAUGCUCAGAGGAAUCGGUGCAGGGAUGCGUUACCUCUCUGAGAGAAACUUUGUCCACCGAGACCUCGCGGCUAGGAACGUGUUAGUCAACUCCAACCUGGUCUGUAAAGUGUCCGACUUUGGCCUGUCCCGACUCAUGAGGGGCCUGGACCACAACAUACCCACAUACACUGCAUCACUGGGCAGCAAGAUUCCCGUGAGGUGGACGGCACCAGAAGCCUUUCAGCAUCGCAAGUUCAGCUCAGCGAGCGAUGCCUGGAGCUUCGGCAUACUUAUGUGGGAGGUGAUGUCAUAUGGAGAGCGUCCAUACUGGGACAUGAGCAAUCAAGAAGUGAUGAAAGCUGUAGCAGACCAGUAUCGCCUCCCUGCCCCCCACAACUGCCCCCCUGCCCUGCACUCCCUGAUGCUUCAGUGCUGGCAGGCUGAUCGAGGGGACCGGCCAGCCUUCGACUCACUCCUGUCCUCCUUGGAUCGGCUCAUCAGGCACCCCGCCUCCCUCAAGGCAGAGCCAACACGAAGCUGCUCUCAGCCGCUGCUCAGUCCCACCCCCACAGACUUUUCGGCAGUGGCAACAGUCAGUGAUUGGCUCAAGGCGCUGAGGAUGGAGAGAUAUCAGGAUGAGUUUGAUCAGGCUCACCUGGAUACAUUAGACAGAGUCAGCUUGCUCACCAUGGAGGAUGUCCAGAAUCUCGGGGUGAACCUGCUGGGACACCAGAGAAAGAUCUUCAGUGCAGCACAGCAGCUCAGGGCCCAUCUGACGCAGGGGCAGGUGGAGGUGUGAAAUCCACCUACAGUACAACGUGUGCCAUGGAUUUCUGUGGUUUUUACAUUCCUCUGCUUGUUGUGUCUGGUUUCUGUAACAUUCAUUUCGAUGGAGCACAAUUUAAGCCAAAACUGAAAGAAGAAUCAGCUUUCAGGUGUUUUUUCUGACAAACCCGACACGACAACCAGAAGAAGAAGAGGAUCGGACCUCCUUCCAGUCACUCAAGUGAAUAACACAGGAGAGAUGCACUAUGGGAGCUGCUGUCCAGAUCGAAGCGAGGUUCAGAAGUUGCUGAAGAGAAGGAGGACUUCCUCGAUGUUUUUCACUAGAUUUCACUUUGUUGUUGUCUGCCUUCUUCUCCUCACCCGUCUGGAGUCCUACCUCUCACCUUCUCUUCCACUACCAUCCCAUCCUGAAACUUUUCCAUCAUUGAGUCAAAAAAACCCCGAUAAAAAAUGUUUUGUUCUUUUUUUUUGUUAAAAUACUCAUGGAGAUCUCUCCACACAAAGAAUUGCGUGAAGACAAUCAAAGCCUUUUUGUAAUAUGUUUUGAGUUGUUUGUAAAGUUAUAUCACUUCCUCUCUACUUAAAACACCAAAUGCUAAAAAAAGAAAUCAGUGUACUACCUACGGUAUUACAAUUAGCUUUCAGAAACAUGUAUAGUUUGUUCAGUGUUCCAGCAAAAUCAGUUCUGCAAAUUCUGAUGUUUGAUAUGAAUCACUGUUAUGAAAUUGGGAAACAAAAAGAUGUUUUUCAAAGCUGUUUGACCCUCUUUAAAAGACAUAUCCAGGGUUUAGGAGCGGCCCUGUUUUGUACAGUUCACUCUCUACUGUACUGUGAUACAAACUUCACCUCAGCUGCAAACACAAGCCGUCCGUCUUUGAUGAGGACAGAACCGAACAGCACCCACCUUAACCUGUACAUUUCGCACUUCACCUCUUUUUGUUUGAUUGCCAGAGUAAAGACACUGAGUCGUUGAAUCGUUGUGAAUGUGCGAAAUGGGAAAGAUGGACAAAAUCUGAGAUCUGAUUUACACUUGAAGGAAGGAGGCUCUGUAAGUAUGUGUCUGUAACGUGUGCGCUGUAAAUGAGGCUGUGUUAAUGUGUACAUCAGGUGUAUGCUGUACAUGACGCUGUGUGUGUGUGUGCGCGCGCGUGUGUAUGUGUCCAUGUGUGUGAUUGAGACAAGUGUGUCAGGCUACGCACAUUAUUAGCUGUGUUUACUUGUACAAGUGUUCACCACUACUCCAUAAUUGUGCAAAUUUGUAAAAUAAAUGAUAUGAUU